Molecule: messenger RNA, 4429 nt
Organism: Xyrauchen texanus (razorback sucker)
Lineage: Eukaryota; Metazoa; Chordata; Actinopteri; Cypriniformes; Catostomidae
Product: 2-oxoglutarate dehydrogenase-like, mitochondrial
Exons: 23
Coding region: 158-3187 (1009 amino acids)
Biological process (GO): tricarboxylic acid cycle
Cellular component (GO): oxoglutarate dehydrogenase complex; mitochondrion
Molecular function (GO): thiamine pyrophosphate binding; oxoglutarate dehydrogenase (succinyl-transferring) activity
Source: RefSeq, a predicted model, not a curated record
GAAGAACUGCAGUGCCGCGCUCACUGCGUACAGUGCGGAUUAUGGAAAGGAUUUGACUUUGGAGAGAUUAUAGAACAGACAAAAGAAAUUCGACCCAGACCCAAACCACUGCCGAACUGAAGCGGACCGUCUCCGCGCAGCUCAAGGUUUUGCAGACAUGAGUCAGUUGAGGUCCCUGGUUGGUGCUUUGAGAAGCAGUAGCCAAUGGAUGAGGGGGCAUACGGGUUCAGGGAGGCGAGUUUUUGACCCACGACGUAACUGUUCGACCGGGACUGCUGAGCCCUCAUUGGCGGCCUGCAGCUCCAGCUAUGUCGUGGAGAUGUACUACGCUUGGCUGGAGGAUCACAAAAAUGUUCAUGAGUCUUGGGAUGCAUACUUCCGUAAUGCCCAAGCCAGCAGUCUAGAGGAAACCGGAGAAAAGCGUCUGUCCACGCUGCUCCAAGGGCGAGGAAUGUCCCAGACGCCUGCCAUGUCACAAAAGGUGGUGGAGGAUCAUUUGGCAGUACACACUCUUAUCAGAUCCUAUCAGGUACGUGGCCACCAUGUGGCCCGACUGGACCCUCUUGGCAUCCUUACUGCUGAUCUGGAUUCCUUCAUUCCCUCAGAUUUGAUCACGUCCAUUGACAAGCUGGGGUCCUAUGGCUUGGAAGAAUCUGAUCUGGAUAAAACAUUUCAGUUGCCACUAACCACAUUCAUUGGGGGAAAUGAAAGCACACUCCCGCUGAGAGAAAUCAUUCACAGGCUUGAGACAUCUUACUGUGGUCAUAUUGGGGUGGAAUUCAUGUUUAUCAACAAUAUGGAGCAAUGCCAGUGGAUCCGGCAGAAUUUUGAAUCUCCAGGAAUCAUGACAUUUUCUGGCAGAGAGAAGAGAACCCUGCUAGCCAGGCUUGUUCGCUCAACACGGUUUGAGGACUUUCUUGCUCGCAAAUGGUCUUCAGAGAAGCGCUUUGGUUUGGAAGGCUGUGAGGUCCUCAUCCCUGCCCUGAAGAUGAUCAUUGAUAAGUCCAGUGAAGCUGGUAUAGAAAGUGUUAUUAUGGGCAUGCCUCACAGGGGUCGCCUUAACGUCUUGGCUAAUGUAGUCCGCAAAGAACUGGAUCAGAUUUUCUGCCAGUUUGAUUCCAAACUUGAGGCUGCAGAUGAGGGUUCUGGAGAUGUGAAAUAUCAUUUGGGGAUGUACCAUGAACGGAUCAACAGGGAAACAGAUAAGAAUAUCACACUGUCUCUGAUGGCUAACCCCUCUCACCUAGAGGCAGUAGACCCUGUUGUUCAGGGCAAGACCAAGGCAGAGCAGUUCUACAGAGGAGACACUGAAGGGAGAAGGGUGAUGUCCAUUCUCAUGCAUGGUGAGGCUGCAUUUGCGGGUCAGGGAGUCGUCUAUGAAACCUUUCACCUCAGCGAACUCCCUUCAUAUACCACCCAUGGCACCAUCCACAUUGUGGUCAAUAAUCAGAUUGGAUUCACUACAGAUCCCCGAAUGGCACGUUCCUCCCACUACCCAACAGAUGUGGCUCGUGUGGUCAAUGCACCCAUCUUCCAUGUCAACGCUGAUGAUCCAGAGGCUGUGAUGUAUGUGUGCAGGGUUGCUGUAGAAUGGAGGAAUACAUUCAACAAGGAUGUAGUGAUAGACUUGGUGUGUUACCGGCGGUUUGGGCACAAUGAGAUGGAUGAGCCCAUGUUUACUCAACCACUAAUGUACAAGCAGAUCCACAAACAAGAACAUGUGCUGAAGAAGUACGCAGACAAGCUCAUCUCUCAGGGAGUGGUGACACUGCAAGAGUUUGAGGAGGAAGUUGCUAAAUAUGACAAGAUCUGUGAGGAGGCAUACACCAGUUCAAAGGAUGAGAAGAUCCUACACAUCCGCCACUGGCUUGACUCACCAUGGCCAGACUUCUUCACACCAGAUGGAGAGCCAAGGAGCAUGAGCUGCCCUCCCACUGGACUAAAUGAAGAGAUGCUUAAGCACAUUGGUGAGGUAGCCAGUUCAGUCCCUCUAAAGGAUUUCGCCAUUCAUAGUGGCUUGUCCCGUAUCCUUCGUGGCCGAGCUGAUAUGGUUGCUAAACGCACAGUGGACUGGGCCUUGGCAGAGUACAUGGCCUUUGGCUCUUUGCUGAAGGAUGGUAUUCACGUGAGACUCAGUGGACAAGAUGUGGAAAGAGGAACAUUUAGUCACCGUCACCAUGUGUUGCAUGAUCAAGAAGUCGAUAAGCGCUUCUGUGUUCCAAUGAACCAUCUGUGGCAGAACCAGGCUCUCUACACAGUAUGCAACAGCUCACUGUCUGAGUAUGGGGUUUUGGGUUUUGAGCUUGGUUUUGCCAUGGCUAGUCCGAAUGCCCUGGUGUGCUGGGAGGCUCAGUUUGGUGACUUCCACAACACAGCCCAGUGCAUCAUAGACCAGUUCAUCUGUGCAGGCCAGGCAAAGUGGGUCCGCCACAAUGGCAUUGUUUUAUUGUUGCCCCAUGGAAUGGAGGGAAUGGGUCCUGAGCACUCGUCAGCACGGCCUGAGCGCUUCCUGCAGAUGAGCAAGGACGACCCUGAUCGCUAUCCGGAAUUCACCGGAGACUUUGAGGUCCAACAGCUCUAUGACUGUAACUGGAUUGUGGUCAAUUGCUCGACACCUGCCAGCUACUUUCAUGUGUUAAGAAGGCAAAUUUUGUUACCAUUCAGGAAGCCAUUGAUCAUUUUUACACCAAAGUCUUUACUGAGGCUGCCAGAGGCCCGCUCCAGUUUUGAUGAGAUGAACACAGGAACAAAAUUCCAAAGGAUAUUUCCAGAUGAUGGUCCUGCAUCUAAACAUCCAGGAAAGGUCAAAAGGGUCAUCUUUUGCACUGGAAAAGUCUACUAUGAGCUGGCAAAAGAGAGAAAACAGCUGAACUUGGAGGAGGAUGUUGCAAUUGUCAGACUGGAACAGAUAUCACCAUUCCCUUUUGACCUCAUCAAGGCAGAGCUUAAGAAGUAUAGCAAUGCUGAACUCAUUUGGUGUCAAGAAGAGCAUAAGAACAUGGGCUACUAUGACUAUGUCAGACCACGCUUCCACACAGUGCUGUCUAACAAGAAUCCAAUAUGGUAUGUUGGCCGUGACCCUGCUGCAGCCCCUGCCACAGGCAACAAGUUCACUCAUCUGACUGAACUAAAGAGGUUCUUGGACACUGCUUUUAACCUUGAUGCAUUCAAGGGCAGGAGUUUUUGAUGCUUUGUUGUCAAAUAUUAAAAUAGUACAUAGAAAUGAUCAUAUAUGAUGGAUGUCUCGCUAUCAACGCACAAUAUUGUAUAUUUUAAGUUUUAAUAAAGCUUCCAUGUUGCCAAUUAUAAUAAAGCACAUUCAAACAUAUAGAACAGGACAGCAGAUAACAAUACAUGUACUGUUUUGUGUCAUUUGGUGUCAUAAUCACUUAUAGCUGAAUAAAAGUGUAGAUAUGCACCAGAAAUUAUUUAUUUGUGAUGUUAAGUAAUCCCUGUUAUUAUAUUUAUAUAUUUAUUUGUCUUCCUUAACUGUCACACUUGGCUUCAUCCUGAGACAUCAAACAGAUGGCAUGUAGACAAGUAACAAUAUUCUCUGUGGCAGGGAAAUAUUCUCAAUAGCUUCCACAAAAUAUGCUUCCUUUUUAGAUUUUAUGUUUCUUUUGGAAUUUAAGAGUUGUGGGAAAGAGAACUUCUAAAAUGUAAACACUUUGAAAUUAUAUGCACAAUUUUUUGUGAACUGCUGCAAUAUAUUUCAGUAUAAAUAUUAGCAUUCCACAUAGCACAACUUAAAGGAAUAUUUAACUCAAAUUGAAUAUUCUCUUAUCAUUUGCUCACCCCCAUGCCAUCCCAGAUGUGUAUGACUGUCUUUCUUCUGCAGAACACAAAUUAAUAGUAAUAAAAGGACUUAAAUAUUGAUCUGUUUCCCACCCACACUUAUCAUAUCGGUUCAAAGGACAUGAAUUUAGAAGAUAUUCUUCUAAAAAUCUUAAUUUGUGUUCAGUAGAAGAAAGACAGUCAUACACAUCUGAGAUGGCAUGAGGGUGAGUAAAUGAGAGAAUUUUCAUUUAUGAGUGAACUAUUCCUUUAAGCUGAAUUUAAUAACACUGAAACUAAACAUUGUUUUUAUUUGCACAUUGUCUUAAUACAUAUAAUGUUCAUUAUAUGGCUGCUUUAACAUAGCUGAACCUUUAUUGCAACAUAGGAUGGUCUAAACAGCUGUAAACUGGAUUUUACUUGAAUAUUGCAUGCUAUAAUUCAUACUUUUAGACAAUUGCAUAGUGAAUUUAAAGUUUUGAAUGUCACAUAAUUUAAAGGGCAGAAUAUUUAAGAUGUAGUUUUAGCACUUUCUAGAGAUUACAUAUUUCUCCUCGAGUUACAUAGCCUUUAUGAAAUUGUAAAUUUUUCCCUUCAUAAUUGAUUAAUUGUGAUAAUUGUUAUACAUUUCUUGGCAAUAAUGGAAUAAACCGUG